AUGACCCCUCCGGGUAACAUUAUCAACUCUGCCGCAAACUCCGUCAGAUCCGGCAACGAGAACCGAUUCCGGCGUCAGCGCCGGCAGGGUUUCCCGGCCCUUGGGAUUUCGGUGCUCGAGUCUGCAACGGACGCGGAACAUGCCACGGACCUCCUGGACAUCAAGUUUCGCGGAUUGGAAGUUGAUCGCAGAAGGAGCGAGCUAGACCUUCAGUCUGCCACCGUGAAGGGACGCACCAAGGAGCAGGCGCAGAUCCUGGCAAUAACCCAUGGACUGCAAGAAGGCAUCGAAGAUCUCCUCGCCGGUCGCAUAUUUCGACCUGGUGAAAGUGACGAGGUGGCCGUGGAUUCAAGCAGUGCAGAUUCAGAUUCCAGCAGCAGCCCACCGCCAACCUCGCCGAAGGAUGUCAAGGUCCAGGAGGCCGAAAAGCAGGAGGUGCCACAGGAGGCUGCAGAUCCAGUCAAGUUCAAGAAAAAGCUGGCUGGCAUGCCUGGUUGGAUGACAGGCGAGGUGUCUGAAGACGAGGACUCGAACAGUGAACAAGGGUCUGCCCCAGAAGAUCCAAGCGACGAUGACAGUGUCGACGGCUUCUUGAAUAUAAACUACCACGACAUUGAUGAUAUCGUGCAAGAGACGGACCACAGCAAAAUCGAGCAGCAAGUCAAUGCAGGCAGAGCCGCGACUAACCGAAUCAUGUACGAGUGGAAGGAGUUCGCCCGGGUGAAGCUGACUGAGCAGCUGAACAAUUGGUUUCAGCAAAGGAUGCAACAGGGAGAGCGUGAUGUUGCAGAGCUGGACAGCACCGAAGCAGAAUCCUUGGAGACCAUGGCUGCCCAGUCUGAAGGGGUCAAGGGGGUGAAGAGUGGCAUCGAACAGAAGGACAUGGCUCUCUUCUCCACGAUAAGCUGCUUCCAGCAGAAGUUUGCGCAACGCCUGGACGAGCAUUGGGAAUCGAAGAGGAAGAGCGCAGAAGAACUUCUUGCCAGAGUGCAGCAGGAAGAAGAAGAGAAGCACCAGGAGAGGCUCAGGCGCCAGGCGGAAAGAGCUGCGAAGAAGUUUCAUGACAUUGAUGACCAGAUUGCCGACCUCAGGGACAAUGUUGAGCAGAUCAAAGGGGAGAUUCAGAGGAUGGAGCUAAUGAAGCAAACGAUGCCUGCAAAGACCCGGCGCAACUCAACCGGGAACAAAGCGGCAGAGGUUCUCUCGAUCAUUUCAUCUCAGCAGGAGGAGGCGCAAGUUCUCUCCGGGAAGCUUGCCCUGGGCAGCCAAAGGCUGGAGUCCCUGGAAGAUGCGGUCGAAAAGGCCAAGACGUUCUUCAUGAGUGCAGGUUUCAAGAGCAAGAAGAUUCGGAUCCCCCCGGCUGACGAUCCUGCUUACCUUCUGGUCAGCGAGGCGGUGGUGAGCCAGAUGCAGGCCGUUCUGGCACAGCUUAUGCUGGAAGACGAGGCGCUCGCUGAGAGCGUCUCCUUGGCCUACAGCACCUUCAGCCGUCCUGGUGGAAAGAAGAAGGUCAGGAAUGGAAUGCUCAAGCUGGAGGACACGCGCAAGGAAGGGGACCAAAAGCUUUCCGGCUCGGAAAGCUUCCAGCAAGUUGAGGAGAUUGUUGUCAGCAACGACCCGGAGCAGAGACGGCUGAAGUUCAAGGAAAUCGAAGCUGAGAGCACUUCUUUGAGGGAAGAAAUUGCAAUUCUACAGAGCGUGCUGGAACAGCCCAUUCUGCCGACGAGAACCCAUGCAGAGCAGGAGCCACUGGGCAGCGAAGAACAUACGGAUGAAGGCGAAACACAGGAUGAAGGUGGAGAGGACAAAGAGGCACAAGAUGCAAAGCCAAGCCUUGAGGAGGUGUACCGUCGACUCUUGUCCACAGCUGAAGACACGGUCGAGAUCAUCAAGCAGAAGAAGGGUGUCUUGACGAGCGAAAGAGGCAAAAGCAAGUCGCGAGACUUUGCAAACGGAGGCGAGGCCGGCACGCCGGCGAAUGCAUCCGAGGCACGCAACAAUCCCGAAUUGGACGAGCAGCUGAAGGUGCAGCAGACCAAAGCCGCCCGUCUGUCCGAGGAGGAGAAAGCCAUGAAGGUGCAGCUGAAGCGCUUGAGAGCUGCCACUGCGCAGGACAGGAGAAGAGCGCAGGCCGCCAAGAGCUCCAAGGUCGCAGCUGCAGGCACCACGGGGCCAUCCGGCACUGGUGCGACCGAGGCGCCCGAUGUGUCACCUUCCCAGGACUCGGCACAGGGCGCACCGACUGGUGGCGACGCUGGCGGUGAUGCCGGAGAAGAGCCUGAAGGCUUCCUGGAAGAUGGUGAGGGACCUCCAGGUGAAAGUCCUCUCUCCAGUGCCAGUGAGCUGAAGAAACGGCGGCGGAGGAUCAGCCGAGAGGAAGCCGCGCAGCCAGACGACGCCUUGAGGAAGCAGCUCAAGGACAACCUGACAGCCGAGAAAGAGUUAGAGGCCCUUCGCCAGCAGCUGCAGGAUCUGAAGAAUUCACUUCCGCCAGAACCUUCAGGCACCGGCUCCUUGAGUCCCACCCGAGCACGCAGGAAUUCUCGCGUUCACGUCUCCGAGCCAUCAGCGGAGAGUGCCGGAGAUGCUUCGCCAAGCGCCGCGAGCACCAGGUCGAGAUCCAGAAGAGCUUCCUCGAGAAAGUCUGCUUCGGCGGGGCGCCGUUCGAGUGCCAGGCCCGUUGACAAGCCCGUUGAAGAGCCCUCCCUCAGCGAGGAGCAGCGCCAGGAGAACGCGCUGAAGCUGAAAGACCUCAUAGCGGGCUGUCAGAAACUUGCUGAAGAGAAGGAAGCCUUCGAAAAGGAGCUGGCAUCUAUCGAAGACAAGAUUCGACGGGUAAAGAGCAUGGACUCAGGAAAUGUGGUCGCGGCAUUGAAGAAGGAUGUCCAGCAAGAAAAGAAAGAGGCUGACACUAGCGAGGUGAAGGAGCUCAAGGCUGAAAUAAAGAAGAAGACUUCGCAGGUGAAUGCAAUGAGGAGGACAUGGCAAGAGAUGCAGGGAUCGAACAAGCGAGGCAGCACUAGUGCUGCAGUUGAGGAGGAGAGACAGAGAGAAGUGGCCAAGCGCUUUGCCCAUGUUCUGUCCUUCCUCAGGGCUGCGAAGGCUGCCGAGCUUGCCAAAGAGGCAGAAAACGCAGGUCUCGUCACUGAAAGUGGCGAUGCGGAAGUAGUGGGCAGGAGUGCCUCAAAGUUCCUGAUGUCCAUUCGCAAGGACAAGAUGGCCGAAGCCUCAAAAUGUGGGCUUCUGGUGGAUUCGACAGCUGUCUCUGCAGAGGCUGCGCAGCUCUCGGAGAACUUGCAGGCGCAAGGUGCAGCACCCGUGAACGUCGGGGCCCGGCGACCUUCGGUGAGUCUUGGCACUCCGCUCGCUACUCCUUCCCCACUACCCUCAGAGUCGCCUGUGUCGCCUGAAGUUUCAGGAGGAGCCUCACGGCAGGGCUUCAACCGCAUGAUGGCUGAGGCAAGGACUGGACAUCGUCCAAGCAUAUUCGGACGACAGCACAGUGCCACUUCUUCAGAUGAUGACGCGCCGCGGCCAUCGCGAAGAGUUUCGGCGACGACAUCUCUACAGGUUCCCCGCACCACUGAAGAUGGCGAGCCGGUGCGGCGCCGAUCCUUCAACAACAUCCUGGAGAAGGCCCGAAUGCGCAAGCCGAGAGAGGAGGAAGCGUCCCCCGGCACUCCGGGAGACAAGGCAAACUCUGCCGUCAGAUUUGCGUCGGCUGGCUAG
Molecule: messenger RNA, 3729 nt
Organism: Symbiodinium necroappetens
Lineage: Eukaryota; Dinophyceae; Suessiales; Symbiodiniaceae
Source: the annotation of a GenBank genome assembly